Scomber japonicus (chub mackerel) is the source of this 1620-nucleotide messenger RNA. It is a transcript of the gene spata1, whose product is annotated as spermatogenesis associated 1. Lineage: Eukaryota; Metazoa; Chordata; Actinopteri; Scombriformes; Scombridae. The record is from RefSeq and is a predicted model, not a curated record. The transcript has 12 exons. The coding region runs from base 1 to 1620 and encodes 539 amino acids.
AUGGAGCUGUUUUGUGAGUCUGGGAGAUAUCCUGAGGACAGAAGACCGACCAGCUGCAAGUUUGUGGAGCUUCAUGUGCUUUAUGUGCCAGAUGACCAGUGGAAUGUAAAGCUGAAUAAAGUCCCCGCUGAAGCCAUAGAGAGCUUCAUAUCUGCUGGCUUCAUCAGGGUUCAUCCUGAUAUCACCUUGAAAACUCUGAGGAGCGAGCUGGGCGCCCUUCUUGGCGCCGAGAGGAGCAUCAACAAAUUCUCCUUCUUGAAAUGUGUGGGGCGCAAUUUGGCUCUGGUCAAAAGCAAACAGGAGAGGAAUCUGAAAGUGAAAACAUUUGCUCCACCGUAUGCCCCACAGCCAGAGCUUUACCUGCUGCCCACUGUGGAGACUGACAGCAGUGUUUAUUCUGAGUCACUCACCCCAGACACCAGCAGCAGCUCCCCAGACCACCAGACAUAUUACCCUCCCAAGACGUGCAGCCUGUCAGCAAGGACAAAGGGGCCUGUUAAAUUCCCCCAUAUCCCCCAGUGUUCCCAUCAGCCACCUCCCACCCCCAGCCUGGAAGAGGGGGAGGAGGAAGAGGAAGAAGAAACUGAUGAUGAGGAGGGAAGCUACAGCUCUUCAGAUGCACAGGGAGAAAAUGAAGAGGAGGCUCUCUCCUCUAACAAGUGGGAAGAGCAGGAGCGUUGCCCAAAAAAGUCACAGAAUCAAAGGGGAGCCUUGCCCAUUUCACAGAAUAAAGCUUUACAACUGUGUGAAGCUGAUUCAGCUCAGGUGAAGGAGCUACCAAAGGAAGAAGAAACUAGAAGAAAACCACACCACAGACCAAACAGGGCAGCCAGAGAUUCGGGAGUUGCAGAGUCCCUGGAGGACAGAGAUUCAGGCUUCUCCAUCACAGAUGGGCUCGGGAAAUCAAAAGAUGCACAUAGAGUUAAGUCUACCAGAGAACCAACGAGCAGGGGGACAGAAAGUCUGGCUGUGUUGUCUCGACCUGUUCGAUGUACUUCUCCACCUCCAGGUCUGGACCUGGCCUCAGCCGCACGUAAAUCUGGUUCCUCUCCCAUCUUUCAGACAAACAGAGAGGAACUAAUAGAAGAAAUCAAGCUGGUGAGAGAGGAGAGAAAGCAGCUGGAGUGGACGAGGCAAGAGUUGUUAAGAAAGGGGAAAGACUUGUUGGCCCAGAACAGACACCGCAGGAACCAAGCACGUGACAGUUGGAAAAAGAAAUAUUUUGACACCAAGAAAGCCACAGCACCAUUGGAGGAAAACCUGAGAAACAUACGGCAAGAACUGGAGACAUUUUACAACAAACUAUUGCACCAGCUCCACGCAAGAGACAACCGAGGCAAGCCAAGAAGGCAGGGCCGAUCUUCCAUAAAGAAUGAGCUCAUCAUUCAGAUCAUGACAGAGAGCUACCAGAUCGACGACCUGAAGAGAAAGGUGGAGGAUGCCAAGAUGAAGCUGGUGACAGGGAUCGAGCUGAGGAAACAGGCAGCCACAGAGCUGAGGGCGCUGAAGGCUGAGCUGGCCCAGAAGAAGAGCCAGUCAUCUCAUCCUGGACCUGUGGCCUCUCUGGGCUUUCGAAAUACCACACAGGACAGACCACAAGUUCAAAACAGCUCCAUCUAA